Messenger RNA from Cuscuta epithymum, 2401 nucleotides. Lineage: Eukaryota; Viridiplantae; Streptophyta; Magnoliopsida; Solanales; Convolvulaceae. The record is from the annotation of a GenBank genome assembly.
CCCAAAUGUCCAAAUCAGCAAGGACGAAGGCGCAGAGGCAGUAAUCGGCUCAUUCCUAUUCGCUAUCGCACUCCGCCCCAAAGAAGAGGUAAUCGGCGCCAAACCCAAACCCCUGCACUCGGACUUCUCCGUGACUUCGUCAGUCGGUAGUCCGUUAGGCCGUCGCCCUACGGACGGUCGGCGCACGGUGGCAGUGCUUUACGGCUGUCGGCUUAGCCUCUAGCUGAGUAGCCUCUCAUCUCUUGAUACCUCGACUGCUCUAUUGCUCAGUGACGACAGUGAGUCAGCGCACCAUAUUUGCUCUUAGCCUAGUGGCCCCCUCGCCGCCUCGCCGUUAAAUAAAUUUAGGCCCCCUGGAUACUGAAGCUAGAUCCGCCCCUGCUCAGGUACCCGCUCGUCAUGGAGAACGACGGACAGGUUGCGCUUCUGCGUCUGAAGUCAUCAGAGCCACCUCUCUAUCUCUCACCAUCUCUGGAUCUUUCUGCAGCCGCUCGAUUAGCCUCCCGAUAUCUCUACUCUUCCCUCAAGCCCUUCACCCCCAAGUCUCCUUUCCCUCAACUCUUAACUGACGGCUUCGAUGCAGAGCAAAUAUGGCAGCAAAUUGACCUCCAAUCGGAACCUUUGAUUUCCUCCAUCCGUCGAAGAGUCAGCUACUUCAAGAAGAAUCCAGAAAGCAUUUCAGAACAGUUCAAUGUAGAAUCUAAGGGGUUGGAGAAAAAAAUAGAACCAUUGGAGGAAUUAGACGGGAAUAGAGACAAUAUUGAGGAUGCUGUAUUGGAUGAUUUUGAUGAGGAUGAUGAAGAAGGGGAGGAAGAGCAGCAGGUUGACAAUGAGGAUGAUGAUGAGGAGAAAGAAGAGGACUCGGAAGAAGAGGAGGAUGAUGGUACUGGCUUAGUAGAGGAUGAGUUCUUGAAAAUAAAGGAACUAGAAAAAUUUAUGACAGAUGACGAGGCAAGGGAGUUUGGUUUCGAGAAGGAGGUGAAAAAGAAGAAGAGGAAGAGAGUUGAGCAAUCAGAGCCCGAUGAUGAAAGUGCAGGAGAUGAGGAUGAUGGGCUUGGAGAUGUGGACUUUGAUGAUGAUAUUUCCGAUGAAGAUGCAGACAUGGAAAAUGCCAGGUAUGAAGAUUUCUUUGAAAAAAAGAAGACAGAUCUCAACAGAAAAUAUAAAGCAAGUAAUAGAUCAAUUAACAUGGAAAGCGACGAAGAAAGAACUGAUGAUGGUGAUGAUAAGGGGAACCACAAUCUUUCUACCCAUGAAAGAGAGCUUCUAAAAUUACGCUCCACGAUAGAAGAAAUGGAGAAGGCAAACAUAGAGCCAAAGGCCUGGACAAUGCAAGGAGAGGUAACUGCUGCUAAAAGGCCAAAAAAUAGUGCAUUGGAAGUUGAUUUAGAUUUUGAGCACAAUGUGAGACCUGCACCGGUGAUUACAGAAGAGGUUACUUUGUCCCUAGAAGAAUUGAUACGCAAACGGAUCCUUGAGGAACAAUUUGAUGAUGUUAAGAAGCCUCCUAGUAUGCCAUCCCGAGCGCCAAGAGAAAAGAAAGAACUGGAUGAUACUAAGAGCAAAAAGGGUCUCGCUGAAGUGUAUGAGGAGGAAUAUGUUCAGAAAACUGGGCUUGUUUCAAACGCUAUGUCUUUCUCGGAUGAGCAAAAGAAAGAGGCAUCUAUGCUGUUUAAAAAACUCUGCCUCAAGUUGGAUGCGUUAUCUCAUUUCCAUUUCGCACCUAAACCGGUCAUAGAAGAAAUGUCUAUUCAAACUAAUGUCCCUGCUCUUGCAAUGGAAGAGAUUGCACCAGUGGCCAUCUCAGAUGCAGCUAUGCUGGCUCCUGAGGAAGUUUUUACUGGAAAAAAGGAUAUCAAGGAGGAAACAGAGCUCACACAAGAAGAGAGGAAAAGGAGGAGAGCGAAAAAGAAAAGAAAAUUCAAAGCUGAGACAUCAAAAAAGAAGGCACCUCUAAUUGCAUUGCAUACCAGUUCUGAGAACAAGGGACAAUCGUGACCUAGAAAUGUUCAGAUUCCAAAUUAUGCCGACUGUUCGAGUAGUAGCUGUUGACACUAAUGCUUGGUCCUGGAAAACAAUAUCUAAGUUCAAACAGGAGUAUGGCAACCACAAGGCAAGUGGGAAAUAGCUAUAAUUAUGCGAAUAUAGAGUGAUGUAUUGAUCUUCAUGUUCUGGGAAAGGCUGCAUAUUUUUGCUUCAUGAUUAUCAUUUCCAUUUUGUUUUGCUGAAUAUUUCCAAGCUGGUUUAAUUUUGUUUAAUCUAUGUAUUUUAAAAUUUUGCGGUUGUGACAAUCAAGUAAUACAGUUAGUUUGCAGUUCCUUUGUUCAAUGCUGUAAGACCAUUUUAUGAUUUGAAUGUAAACUUGAAUUAAGAGCAUAGUUGGAGUUUUCUCUCUCAAACC